This is a messenger RNA of Epinephelus fuscoguttatus (brown-marbled grouper), 3830 nucleotides long. RefSeq names its product transcription factor 25 (basic helix-loop-helix) (gene tcf25). The record is from RefSeq and is a predicted model, not a curated record. Gene Ontology annotation, molecular function: protein binding. NCBI's taxonomy places the organism in Eukaryota, Metazoa, Chordata, Actinopteri, Perciformes, Serranidae. Gene Ontology annotation, cellular component: RQC complex. The transcript has 18 exons. The coding region runs from base 128 to 2188 and encodes 686 amino acids.
UGGAAGAACAAGAAAAAGAAACCAAUGGAAUUGACCCCUCUUUUCAUUGGUCUGCUGUGUCUGUCACCGACUAAACACUACUUUUAUCACAAAUAUUGACGUGUAUGUGUCCCAUGAGCAGUGGACAAUGUCUACCCGGGCUCUGCGACGGCUCAGAGGGAAACAGCGGGGUCAGGAGGCCCUGGACCUCGGGGAUCUAACUUUGGGUGACAGCCCGGAGGAGCAGGCUGCGGAUGAGGAGGAGCAGCCAGACACGGCUAACGUGUCUCCCCCGUCUCACAGCAAAGCCAGCAGCCGAAAGGCAAAGAAAAACAAGGCUCAGAAAAACGUCAGCAACAUUUAUGAAUUGAUAGGUGAUGCAGACAAUGAUGCAGAGCAGAUCUCAGCUGAUGAAGAGGCAGAGAAACCAGAUGGAAAUAAAACAAGUGGCACAGGAAAGAAUGAUAACAGAGACACCAAGAAACCAGCUCAAAAGCAAGAGGAAGCGUCUACUAAGUCUUUGUCCGGAGACAGAGUUAAAAAGAAGAAGAAAAAGAAGAAGACAAAAGUGACAUCAGAAAAUGGACAGGAGGCUGCACCAGACGAUAACAUUGAUUUACUGCUGGAGAACCUGGAGCACUCCAAUGGUCUGAGUUUACAAACCGAGGAUUGCGGAGGUUUCGACAGGAAAUCUGUGCUACAAGUUGAGCACAGGAACCUCAACCCAGAGACGGAGCUGAAGAGAUAUUUUGGGGCUCGAGCUGUUCAGGGGGAUCAGAGACCUCGACAGAGAAACAGACAGUUUCACCGUAGCACCUGGAUGACCAGUCCUAAGGACAGCUGGCCUCGCUUCAGCCGCCCAGGAAUCUCAAUGACCUUACUGCAGUCAAAGGAUGGCCUUCAGUACUUCACCUUUGAGCACAGUCGGGACUACCAACAAGUACAGUUCAAGUUCCUGGAUGCCGUUGAGUCCAUGGAUCCCAACAACAUUGUGGCAUUGCUACAGCUGAACCCCUACCACAUUGAUUCCUUACUGCAGCUCUCAGAUGUCUGCCGCAUACAGGAGGAUCAGGAGAUGGCCAGGGACCUUAUUGAGAGGGCUUUGUACAGCUUCGAGUGCGCCUGUCACCCUUUAUUUAGUUUGACCUCGGGUACCAGCAGACUUGAUUAUCUGCGACCAGAGAACAGGGCCUUUUAUCUGGCUCUUUACAAGCACAUGAUGUUCCUGGAGAAGAGAGGAUGCCCACGGACUGCUUUGGAGUACUGCAAACUGAUCCUGAGCCUGGACCCAGACUCUGACCCACUUUGCAUGCUCCUGCUCAUUGAUUACCUGGCUCUGCGCUCCAGAGAGUACCGGUCUCUCCUGCAGUUAUAUCAGGACUGGGAGGAGCACAGAAAUCUGUCACAGCUGCCAAACUUUGCAUUCUCCACUGCCCUUUGCCAUUUCCACCUCAGUCAGCAGGAAGAUAUGGAUCCUGAAGAAAGCAACAAAGAAAGACACAAAGCUGACCAGAAGCUGCAGAACGCCCUCAUCAUGUUCCCUGGAGUCUUGAUUCCUCUGCUGGAUUUGUGCACUGUGCAGCCGGAUGCAACAGUCACCUCACAUGCCUUCUUUGGCCCAAAGAGCCAAUUAGGGCAGCCCCCAGCCCUGGCUGAACUGACGGCUCUGUAUGUGGGAAGGACUCACAGCCUGUGGAGGGAGGCAGCAGUAAUGCUGUGGUUGGAAGAGUCUGUGAAAGAGGUGCUGCGUCGAGUCGAUGCCAAAGACCCUCUGGUGGAGGACUGCCAAAACAAGAGGAAGCAGAGGUACCAGAGUGCGCCAAGGAACAUCCAUCGUCACGUCCUCCUCUCUGAGAUUAAAGAAGCCACCUCAAGUCUGCCUUUCGAGGUGACCAGUCAACCUGUGAUGGGCUUUGACCCUCUGCCUCCGCUGGAGUCAGUGUUGUCGUACACCCGACCAGAGAGGCAGCAUGUUGGUGCAACCAAUGAAAGCACAUUGUCGCUGUUUUUCCGGUCUCUGCUGCCAAACUUCAACCUUCAGGGUGGACCGAGGCAGGAGGAUGACAUGGAAGUGGCCCGCGCCGGUCAGGAGCUGAACCAGGAAGUGAAUCGUCUAAUGGUGGCAAUGAGGGACAUGCUGGCAAACAUCAGGUUUCAAGAGCCCCCGAGAGAGGACAACCCCUACAGAGACGACGAGGAGUGGGACUGAGAGAGGAGGGAGACAGGUGGAAACAACGUGACAAUAAGAAAAAAGCAAAUAUUUAAUGGUGUUUAUAAUAAUUAAAAUAUUAAUUAAAAAAAAUGGAGUGGCAAAACUGAACAGUUUUUUUAAUUGUCACAAUUUUAGAGUGCUCAAGUGAAAAGAAGAGAUGACUUAGUGUUAUGAGCCUGUCCACCUCUCUGCUUUGGUGGCAUUGAUUUUUAAAGACAAACCACUGGAACAGUCCAGCCACUUGUGAACAUGUGGAACAUUUCCACCAGAGUCUGGAAACAGAUUGGUUAGUUGAACCUAACAUGUUGCAUUUGAAAAAAACAUUUAGUUGUUCCAACAUGUCCGAUCAUUUUCAGUGGGCAGCGCUAACAUAUAAUGGAUGCUACUCUUCCCUCUGUGGUUUCUAGCUCUUAAAGUUAUUUAAUGUUUACAAACAGUGGGUCGAUUUAUUAAGUAUGAAGUUGAAAUUGUUUUAUAGGUUCACUUGAAGUUAUGCAUUACAAAGACAGCACUUUGAUGUUUAUUUUUUGCCAGAGAAUCUGAAAGAAAGAUAUUAUUCUUGUUCACUGAGGCCAACUGUUAAACAAAUGAUUGUGAAAUUAGUUCAACACAUUUAUCAUGAAUCUGUUCAGCCUCUUUUUACAAAUGGAAAAUGAACCUCAUUCAUUCUUGGAUUUUGUGUUGGGAUUAUCACAUAUUCAGAUAUAUAUAUAUAUAUAUAGAUCUAUAGAUAUAUAUGUCAAGUAAAACAGAUCGAGAAAAAAGUCAGUAUAUGUGGAGCUCUUUUUGUAAAUAAUGACUAUGUUUGUCGUCUCCUCAGACCACUGUGCUUUCCUACCAAAUAACUGCUAAGUCCAAAACAUAAUAAUGAUAAUAAUAAUAAACUUUAUUUAUGUAGCACAUUUCAAAUUCAAGCUACAAUGUGCUUUACAAGACAAACUAAAAAUGGUAGACAAACAAUGUUAAAAACAAUUUUAGAGCAGUUUAAAACUUGAGAAAAGUAAAAUAAGAUAAUGUAAAAUAAUUGAAAUAGUCAGUAAAAUAAGUGUCUUAAGUGCCUCUGUAUGUAAAUAGAAUCCACAUGCACAGUGAGGUGUUAAACCCCAGAGCUUUGAGCUUUGUGAUGAGCCUGGAGGCAACUAUGGUGUUAAACACUGACCUGUAGUAAACUACCAUCAAUGUCACAUAGAUUCCAGACUGAAAUGUUCCUGAGUCCAUUUUCAUCAAAAAAGAAGCAAUCAGUUGUUCAGCAACAGCUUUUUCUAGAACCUUACAGAGAAAGAAAGAAAGACCAUUUUAGAAAUUGGUCUGACGGAACCAUUGAAUUGUGACAUGUUUAUCAUGUACAGAGUAUAGGGACUGACUGAGAAAUCGUGCAGGCAGGAUGUCAAGAGCACUUGAGGAGGGCUUCAUUAAUUACCUCAGUCGCUGUCAGAAGAUGUUGUUUUAAAGAGCUAAGAAGUUGUGAUUUUAAAAGACAGUUUGUCCUGUGCAUGAGGGGGACUGUGCAAUUGGGUCCUGACAACAGGUUGGAAAAAUGAUUCACAUUUCUCAUGGUAGGAAUCCAUACUGUCACUUGGAAGAGCCUCCGUGGCACUAUAAUUACAUGGAACAAACCCUGGAGUUGUGUCAGUUCUUU